Macadamia integrifolia is the source of this 626-nucleotide messenger RNA. RefSeq lists its product as uncharacterized. The record is from RefSeq and is a predicted model, not a curated record. Bases 171 to 443 code for a protein of 90 amino acids. The transcript is spliced from 2 exons. Lineage: Eukaryota; Viridiplantae; Streptophyta; Magnoliopsida; Proteales; Proteaceae.
AGGUUUUGAAAAGGACGGAACGAAUCGAAUCGAAUCGAGGGCAAAAAUAAAUUCUCUACAUUGGAUGUAGAGGUAAAGGAUAUAGAUUUUCCUCCGUGCGACAGAAAGAAGAAGAGCUAGAAAGAAAGCCUAUUGUUGAGCACUGUCAAUCAUCUUCCUGCGUAGCUCCAAUGGCGUUGAGGAACUUCUACAACGAGAUCAGAGGACUGAAAGUGAAGGAUCUACCUGCAUAUCUGAAGCCAAUGCUCUCUACCAAUCACGCAAAGCAAGUGGUCACUAGAGGUUUGGAUAACUAUCAUCGCAAGUACAUCAUGACUGACUCGAUUGAUCCUCUCUUCCAUGUUUGUUUCGGUGGCAUGAUCUUCUCUUACCUUGUCGCUCUCCCUGAAGAGCGUCGUCAUCUUGAGCACCAGGAGCAUGCGAAAGAACAUGGCGGCCAUUAAUCCCUCUUUAAUCGGUCAAUCGAUUGAUCGAGGAUCAACAGGGAAACGAGCAGUUUAUUUGGAUAAGACUUGAUUGUUUGGUGAUUGUUCAUUUUCACCUUAUGGAUACUGUAGGAAAAGGAUAUUUCAUCUUCAGUUAUGAGACACCAGCAUUGACUGUUUGAAAUAAAUCCAGUUCACUCA